This is a messenger RNA of Aspergillus niger, 1479 nucleotides long. RefSeq lists its product as uncharacterized. The transcript has 2 exons. The record is from RefSeq and is a predicted model, not a curated record. The coding region runs from base 1 to 1479 and encodes 492 amino acids. Lineage: Eukaryota; Fungi; Ascomycota; Eurotiomycetes; Eurotiales; Aspergillaceae.
AUGAAUGUACAGUGGAUGCUUGAAUCGCGUGGGAUUUUUUCCGAUAUCCCUCCUGAUCCCCGGACCAAGGAGCAAAAUAAUCCCACUCUGCUCGUGAGCUGGUGGGCUACGGCUUUUUCGGUAGCCAUCAUCGUUGUCCGGGUUUGUGGUCGUUAUAUUCGGACCGAGCGUUUCUUCCGGGAAGAUAAGGUGAUGAUGCUGAGCGUCAUCCCGUUAUUGAUUCGCAUGGCAUGCGUGCAUGUCGUCUUGAUCUGGGGUACCAAUAAUACCAAGACCGUGGGCUUGUCUGCCGAAGACAUCCACCAUAGAGUCAUUGGCACUACUCUCGCUGAAUGCCAGCCCUUCGACCAUUACUGGCAAGUUGUGCCCGACCCAGGUCCACGUUGUCGCCUCGGCUAUGCCAACCUGAUAACAAUGGGAUCCUGCGAUGUGAUGACCGAUCUGCUCCUAGUCUCCUUCCCGAUUCCUUUCAUCGUGAUGACUCACAUGCCUCUGAAACGCAAAAUCUCCCUCGUGAUCCUGUUCGCUCUGUCUCUGAUUCUGGUUGGAAUCACAUGCUAUCGAGUGCCCUCAGUCAUCUGGAACGAUGGCUCACAGCAAUACCGAUCGCUUGUCGCGUCUUUGGAAAUCUUAGCCGCCACGGCGGUCUCAAACGCUGUCAUCAUAGGCUCAUUCGUGCGUGAUAGAGGUGCCAAAAAGAACAAAUUCAAAAAGGCUCAAGGAUCAGCCUCCGUCAGCGAAAGCAUGGAUCACAGCUCCGUGCGACGUCAAACCAUCACCCACCACCAGUGGGGAAGUGAUUCCGAUCUUGCUGCAGAUCUGGGUAUUCGACUGGACCCGUCAUUAUGUUCCGCAGACACGAAAACGCCCCGUCCUGCACCUAUUGCGAUGCCGAUCCAUCCACUGACAGCCCGUGCGGGAACUUUAGACCCCAACUGGUCCUUCAACCAGCGCUCUGGUGGCAGUGAAGACGACCAAGCCUCCAGCACGGGAAGCUUGGACAUCAAAGUCAGUCCGCACGAGUACAUUGAAACCAACAAGACACCGCGCAAAUCAUCCUCGACAGAUACCACCAACCUCCGGAUCUUCGAUGUCGGUAGCCUUCUAAACAAUCAUCCCCCGACCUCUCCCACCAGCGCCCCAACUCCGCAAUAUUCACAUUAUGCCAGCGGGGCAAGCAACGCCUUCGUUCAGGAUACUGGAGGACCAGCCCGAACACUUCAUCUCAAUACCACCUCCUCAUCCAUCCCGUCCCACCAAGUACCUCUUUCCUCCUCGCCCAACUUCUCCCGCCCAGGAGGUCUGCGCAGUAACUCCCAUUCGUCUUCUAAUCGCCGUCGCGGCUCCAGUGUCCACUUCAGUGAUCCUCCGGACUCACCCGUCCCUUCUUACCGCUCUCAGGCUGAUGUGUCAGCGCCUAUCAUGGAAGGGAACGAGGUUGAGCUCCAGGAUGUGGGGAGAUUGCUGUCCAGACGGUGA